UGAGCGGCAUAGUUCAAUUUCAAACUGCAACAAAUCAAAAAGCGUUGAACAAGCGCAACAAAAAAUAAAACUAAAACUAAACGUUCACUAAGAACAAAGUAAAAAACUUUUUCAUAAAUUUUCUUGUGAGAAUUGAAUAAACUGAAUAAAAAAGUAAUAAAAAUGUCGUCUCUACCAUUGAUCUUGAGUUUGGCUGAUGACUUGAGCCGUUUGACACCAUUCUACGAACCGGUGUUCUACACACGUUGGCCCGCAAUCACUACUUCACCCAGCGGCCGUUUACGUAAAUUGGAGAAGGAUUUACCACUAGCCACUGUGGGAAAGGAUGGUUUCCAGGCCAGUAUGGAUGUGCAGCAGUUCAAGCCCAGUGAGUUGACUGUGAAAGUGGUCGAUGAUCACAUCGUGGUCGAGGGCAAGCAUGAGGAGCGUGAAGAUGAUCAUGGUUACAUCGCACGACACUUUGUGAGACGUUACGCUUUGCCAAAGGGUUUCGAAGCUGAUAAAGUGGUUUCCACAUUGUCUUCGGAUGGUGUCUUAACAGUUAGUGUACCAAAACCGGCUAUCGAAGACAAGUCCAACGAGCGUGUCAUCCAAAUUCAACAAACUGGACCAGCGCAUUUGAAUGUGAAGGAAAAUCCUGAGGAGACUAGCAAAGAAGAACAAGCUAAAGCGUGAAUUUUAUAUAAUUUAAUUCAUUUAUAAGCAUUUGUAAAAAGUAUUCAUUCGUUUCAUUUCUAAAUUAUUUUAUUUUGAGGAGAAAAUAGUCUGUUUGUCAUUUAAGUUUUAAAUUAAUUUCAAAACUUAAUUACAAAUAAAAUAACUGUUAUUAAUUAAAAGAA
This is a messenger RNA of Zeugodacus cucurbitae (melon fly), 839 nucleotides long. RefSeq names its product heat shock protein 23-like. The coding region runs from base 163 to 675 and encodes 170 amino acids. NCBI's taxonomy places the organism in Eukaryota, Metazoa, Arthropoda, Insecta, Diptera, Tephritidae. Gene Ontology annotation, biological process: response to heat; protein refolding. The transcript has a single exon. The record is from RefSeq and is a predicted model, not a curated record. Gene Ontology annotation, molecular function: protein folding chaperone.